UCGAGUGUUUAGUUCGGUGUGAAAGUGUUGUGCGAUUUGCACGGAUUUGCCCCGCCAUGGCGUCGAUUGAGGCAGUGCAGAACAAAACGUGGGACCUGUCCCUGUACGAGUUGCACCGCGCGCCGCAGGAAACGAUCACGGACAACACCGAGAUUGCCGUGUCGCCCCGCAGCCUGCACAGCGAGCUGAUGUGUCCGAUCUGCUUGGACAUGCUGAAGAAAACAAUGACCACCAAGGAGUGCUUGCACCGGUUCUGCUCCGACUGCAUCAUCACCGCGCUCCGGUCCGGCAACAAGGAGUGCCCGACGUGUCGCAAGAAGCUCGUCUCGAAGCGUUCGCUCCGGCCGGAUCCGAACUUUGAUUUGCUCAUCUCGAAAAUCUACCCGAGCCGCGACGAGUACGAGGCGCACCAGGAACGGGUGCUGGCCAAGUUCAACCAGAGUCACUCGCAGCAGGCGCUGGUGCACUCGAUCAACGAGGGCAUCAAACUACAGUCCCAGAACCGCCCGAACCGGGGCAAGAAGGGCGAUAAUGAGCCGUGCCCGUCGAAUGCCAGCUCGUCGUCCACCGCGACAGCGACUCCGGCAACGCCAGCUGCAAACGUGCCGAGCAACAGUGGCCCGAACGAGCCGGCUAGCAAGGACUCGAAUCAGGCGAGUGCACCCGCCAGUGCCAGUGCCAGUGCCAACGCUGCUGGUUCCGGGUCUGGCGCGGGUUCCAACUCGGCCGCUGGUUCCAGUUCUGGCCCCGGUUCCAAUUCCGGCGCCGGUUCCAGUACCGGGGCUCCGUCGACCACCGCCGGUGAGCAGUCGCGCCCUUCGAAUCCGCCCUCCGUACGCAGCACACCGUCGCCCGUACCGUCGAACGUUAGUUCGGCGAGCAAAGUGAAGCGGCCACGCUCAGUCAUGAUGUCGGAGCGAUCGGAAGAAUCGGAGAGCAACAGUGAGGUCGACGUGCGAACGGAAGAGAACGACUCGAACCUGGACACCGAGGGCGACGGCAACUCGGAGCACGGUAGUGACGAGAUCGAGCUCGUCUUCAAACCGCACCCGACCGAGAUGACCGGCGACAAUCCGCUGCUGAAGGCACUGAAGGAAAACUCGGUUCGCUACAUCAAAACGACGUCGAACGCCACAAUUGACCAUCUGAGCAAGUACCUGGCGAUGCGCCUGACGCUCGAUCUCGAUCCGGAGCUGCCCGAGUCGUUCCGCUUGCUGAACUUCUGCAUCUACAUCGCCCAGCAACCGAACCAGCUGGUGGUGCUUAGCGGCAACCAGACGCUGCAGCAAGUGAACGAAAAGUUCUGGAAGGUAGCGGUUAACAAGCCGCUGGAGAUGUACUACUCGUGGAAGAAGUCCUAGGCCUGACCGAUGGCCCGAAGAUGGCAGCGAUCGCUAUCGAAUGAGCAGCAAACCCACUACUAACACCUAUCAAUUAAUCGACUAAAUAUGGAUGUGUGUGUGUGUUAAUUCGAAGGAUAAGUUUAGCUCCGUUUGGAUAAUAAGAACAACUUUGCGACAAUGAACCACAGUUUUGAAGCGGGCAGACGCGUUUCGGACGCGCUGCGCUGUUGCCACAUCGCCGUUGCAUCCAUCGCCGA
Molecule: messenger RNA, 1600 nt
Organism: Anopheles cruzii
Lineage: Eukaryota; Metazoa; Arthropoda; Insecta; Diptera; Culicidae
Gene: Sce
Product: E3 ubiquitin-protein ligase RING1
Exons: 3
Coding region: 57-1361 (434 amino acids)
Cellular component (GO): PcG protein complex; ubiquitin ligase complex
Molecular function (GO): ubiquitin protein ligase activity; chromatin binding
Source: RefSeq, a predicted model, not a curated record